Messenger RNA from Oryza sativa Japonica Group (Japanese rice), 2068 nucleotides. Its product is annotated as FCS-Like Zinc finger 10. Lineage: Eukaryota; Viridiplantae; Streptophyta; Magnoliopsida; Poales; Poaceae. The record is from RefSeq and is a predicted model, not a curated record.
UAGUACAGGCAGCACAGCCGCAGGGUUGCAGCAGCAGCAGCUGCCUGCCUCCCUUUCUCUGACAUCCAUGAAUGGGUUCGAGCCGAGCUGAAGCUGAAGCAGAAGGAGAGGAGAGAGGAGGUGGUGUACUGGUGCGUGUGUGUACGAGUAUUUCAGAAGCCAACCCCCUCCCCUCCCUCUCGCUGCUGCGUCUCUGAUUUUGAUGCAUGCAAAGGACGCGCACAAGUGCACAAGAGCGUGAGAGGAGAGGAGAGGAGAGGAGAGAGAGAUGGUGCUACCGAUGAGCUCGCGUCAGUAGUAGUACAGUGUGUGAUUUCACUGAAACUUUGUUCCCCACCGUCUCCUUCCGCUUCUCUCCUCUCGUGAGAUCGAGAGUGUGAGAGGCCGGUGGAGGAGGAGGAGGAGGAGGAGGAGGAAAGGUGAGGUGGGAUUUGGAUUUGGAUUUGGAUUGGCGGCGAUGCUGCGGAGGAUGGUGGUGUCGGACACGGACGCCGGCGGCGGCGGCGGGGAGGCGGGGAGGGUUCGAGGUGGUGGCGGCGGCGGCGCGGCGCUGUUCGCCGUGCCGAGGUUGUUUGUUGGGCUGGCCGCGAAGCGCGGGGCGGGGGAUGGCGGGGAGCCGGCGUCGAGGAGCCCGACGUCGCCGCUGGACCCCAAGGCGCUCCUGCUCCGGUCGCCGCGGUCGCCGAGGACGUGGUGGGACGCCGAGCCGGUCGGCCUCGCCCUCGCCGCCGCCGCCGACGACGACGCCGCCAAGAACUGCCUCCUCCUCAGCCCGCGCGUCGGGCCGCUGAAGUCGUUCGCCUCGCUGCCCAAGGACUGCGGCGGCGGGCACUCGCCGCGCCCGGGGGAGCUCGCCAAGGCGAUGUCCUGCGCCGCGGCGGCCACCGCCACCGCCUCCGCCGCCGGCGGUAUGUCCGUGCCGUGCGGCGUGUUCUUCUACGGGGAUCUGAAGUCUGGUCCGGAGGCCACUCGAUCCGGUGGCGCUCACCCCAAUGCCAAGCGCCGCUCCUUCGAUCUCGGCGGCGGCAAGAUCCCUGGGCCGGGCUCUCUGCCGGCGUCGAUCGGCGGCGUCCGGCGGUUCAUCGGCUCGGUCUCGGCGAGCGAGAUCGAGCAGUCGGAGGACUACACCUGCAUCAUCGCUCGCGGCCCUAAUCCCAAGACGACCCACAUAUUUGGGGACUGCAUCUUGGAGCCCCAGACGAUGGACGCCUCCGCCUCCGCCGCCGCCAUGGAUGUGACGGAAGCACCCACCGAGUCCUACUGGGUGGUGAAGUGCGACGCCGGCGCCGCCCCGGCCUCCGGCGGCGGCGACUUCUUGAGCUCCUGCUUCACUUGCAAGAAGAAGCUGGAGGGAAAUGACAUUUACAUUUACCGUGGUGAGAAAGCAUUCUGCAGCGCCAAUUGCCGGGACCAACAAAUCCCGAUCGAAGAGGAAGCCGAGAACAACACCACCAUCGUCUCCUCCCCGCCCUCAUCCUGCUCCUCCCUCCACGAGGACAUCUUCAUGGCCGGCAUGUUCGUCGCGACAUGACCUGACCCUUCCCGUGGCCUGGACCGACCGAUUGAACCUGUCCUCGCCUCCGCAAGUUGUCCAAAUUUUUUUCCCCCUGGUCUUCUACCAGGGGAUAGAUCAAGAUGAUCGAAUCACCAGCUCACAUUGCUAUCUAUCAUCAGUCUGUUGUUUUUGAUUCAGCAAACUGAAGAAGAAGAAGAAGCCAAUGUUCUUGGUGGGUCAUUAUCACUGGAGACGAUGAGCUUUUUUCUUUUACUGGACCUGGAAACUUGCAGAGAUCUGGGCUUUUUAGAGAAAAGAGAGGUCGCCUGCCUGCCUUUAGUGAUUUUAGUCGUGUAGUUUUGAUCCUAAGGCUGCUGGCCAGUGCCCACAUCCAUUUUUUUUCUUCCUUUUCUUUCUUCUUCAUUUCUUGCUCUUUGGCAGCAGUGACAAUGUCUGCAAUAUUGCUACACUACUUCUGCUGUGAGAUAAUGACAUUGAGCUGCUUUAGGUCAUUUCCAUUCUUCUUUUACCCUGAUGAAAUGACAUGAUGAAUGGUGAUAAUGAUGAUGAUGA